Molecule: messenger RNA, 5322 nt
Organism: Clunio marinus
Lineage: Eukaryota; Metazoa; Arthropoda; Insecta; Diptera; Chironomidae
Source: the annotation of a GenBank genome assembly
CAACGUCUUUGAAUAAAGUGAAAAUGGAGAAAGAAGACUGCAAAAACAUUAUUUAUGGCGGUGAUCCUUCAGAAAACGGUUCGAUUACAGAUGGAUGUGCAUCCUUAGGUGAAAUAAUUCUCAAAAGAUUACAAGCUGGUGGAGAUUUCAAUUCAAUUAUCAAUGCAACAACUAAAGAAACUUGGAAAUUCAGUGACGUUUUAAAGAAAAGCAUGUCCAUAUCCAGAACACUUCACAAUUUUGGUCUUCAACGAAAUGACGUCAUUUCAAUUGUUUCAGAAAAUCGUCAUGAAUUUUCUGCAAUUGCUUUCGGUGCAAUAUUUUUAAGCGUAAUUGUUGCACCGAUUAAUGUUACAUACACUGAGAGAGAGCUUCUACACACACUUGACUUGUCUAAACCCAAAAUUGUUUUCGUUUCGCCUUUCGCUGCAACGAAAGUCGUUUCUGUAUGCAAAAAACUUAAUUACGUUAAGAAUGUUGUGAUCAUUGAGGACGAUCAAAGUCAAACCGAUAAUUUCACUCUUUCUUUAAAUGAAAUGAUUAAGAAAUAUGAAAAGAUUUCUUUUAACGUUGACGAUCAUGUUCGAAGAAAAGUUGACAUCAACACGCAAGUUGCUUUAAUCUUCUGUUCAUCUGGUACGACUGGUCUGCCGAAAGGUGUUGAAAUAACUCAGAAAAAUGCAAUGUCUUGUCUUCAAACAUAUCGAGGAUUUUUGAAAUUUUUCAGAGCUUCCCAUCAGUUGUCUCCAAUUGUCAUUAACAUCGCUCCAUGGUUUCAUGUCUUGGGAUUCAUUUCCAUGUUUAUGUUGUCAUGUACGCCUGAUGCACUGUUCAUAUUUUUGACAAAAUUUGAUGAAAACGUUUUCUACAAAUCAAUAGAAGAUUACAAAGUAAACUUUCUUAUUGUUGUUCCACCAAUCAUGCUUCUGAUGGCGAAAAGUCCUUUAUUCGAUAAAUAUAAUCUUUCAAGUGUGAAGAUUUCUUCUGAACUUUUAAGAAUUUUGAUCAGUCUGGUUGACAUUUUAAUGAUGUAUUUAAUCCUAGAUAUCUCAAGUGGCGCAGCACCAUUAAGCAAAGAAGUUGAAAAUCAAGUUCUUGAGAGAUUCAAAGGCAAAGUCAAAAUCCGUCAAGGGUAUGGAAUGUCUGAAGCUACUUAUGGUGUUAUUGGGGUUGUGGAAACUUCCAAGCCUGGUUCUAUUGGAAUGCCUUAUAAGGGAGUUUAUGUGAAAGUUAUUGAUGAGAAUGGAAGAGCUUUGGGGCCGAAUCAACCUGGCGAACUUUGCUUCAAAGGUGAUAGAAUUAUGAAGGGCUACAUCAAUAAUAGGAAAGCUACAAAUGAGGCGAUCGAUAGCGACGGUUGGUUGCGUUCUGGUGACAUUGGAUAUUAUGACGAAGAUCAAAUGUUCUUCAUUGUUGAUCGAUUGAAAGAGUUGAUCAAAUAUAAAGCUUUUCAAGUUCCACCAGCCGAGAUUGAAGGUUUGCUUCUAUCAAAUCCGAAAAUCAAAGAUGUUGGAGUGAUUGGAAUUCCUGAUGAAGAAUCAGGUGAACUUCCAUUCGCUUUUGUUGUCAAACAACCUGGAGAAACUCUCACGGAACAAGAGGUCAUUGAUUUUGUAGCUGAAAAUGCUAGCAAAGCAAAAUGGCUUCGUGGUGGAGCGAAAUUCAUCGAUGCAAUCCCAAAAAAUCCAAGUGGAAAAAUCUUACGACGAGAAAUGAGAGAAAUAUUCAGUUGGUUUUGGGGUCUCAUACAAACAAGUCAGGUUCUUAUUUCUGAAAAACAAAAUCAAAUCAUGGAAAGUGAGAGUGAUUCUAACAUAAUUUAUGGAGGUGAUCCCGAAAUAUUUGGAUCUUUGACACAAGGUUGCGGUAGUCUUGGAGAACUUAUCUUGACAGGCUUACAGAAAAGUGGAAAUAAAAUUUCAAUUAUUAAUGGAGCUACACAUAAGAUGUGGACAUCUCGUGACAUUCUCGAGCACAGUAAAAUAAUGUCGAGAACACUUUAUGGGCUGGGAAUCAGACAAAACGACGUCAUAUCAAUUAUUUCCGAAAAUCGUCAUGAAUUUACUUCAAUUGCUUUCGGUGCUAUCUUUUUGAAUGCAAUCGUCGCUCCAAUUAAUGUCGUUUAUACUGAACGUGAAUUAAAGCAUACACUUGACUUGUCUAAACCCAAAAUUGUUUUCGUUUCGCCUUUCGCUGCAACGAAAGUCGUUUCUGUAUGCAAAAAACUUAAUUACGUUAAGAAUGUUGUGAUCAUUGAAGACGAUCAAAGUCAAACCGAUAAUUUCACUCUUUCCUUAAAUGAAAUGAUUAAGAAAUAUGAAAAGAUUUCUUUUAACGUUGACGAUCAUGUUCGAAGAAAAGUUGACAUCAACACGCAAGUUGCUCUGAUCUUCUGUUCAUCUGGUACGACUGGUCUGCCGAAGGGUGUUGAAACAACACAGAGAAAUGCAAUGUCAUGUCUUCAAUCUCAUCAUGGUUUUAUGAUGUUCUAUGAAGCUAAUUAUAACAUUCCACCAGUUGCCAUCAAUGUUGCUCCAUGGUUUCAUGUUCUAGGCUUCAUUUCAAUGUUUAUGGUUGCAUGUUCAGAUAAAGGAACUUUUGUGUUUCUUGCAAGAUUUGACGAAGAAACUUUUUAUAAAGCCAUUGAGACGCACGAAGUGAACUUUCUUGUGUUGGUUCCACCAAUUAUGCUGCUAUUAGCGAAAAGUCCUUUACUUGAUAAAUAUAAUUUGUCAUGUGUGAAAAAUAUUUCAUGUGGUGCAGCACCAUUAAGCAAAGAAGUUGAAGAUCAAGUUCUUGAGAGAUUUAAGGGUCAAGUGGUGAUUCGACAAGGGUAUGGAAUGUCUGAGUCAACCUAUGGUACAAUUGGAGUUAUUGACAGAUUUAAGGCAGGCUCAGUUGGUGAAGUGAUUAAAGGAGUUUAUGUGAAAGUUAUUGAUGAGAAUGGAAGAGCUUUGGGGCCAAAUCAACCUGGCGAACUUUGCUUCAAAGGUGAUAGAAUUAUGAAGGGCUACAUCAAUAAUAGGAAAGCUACAAAUGAGGCGAUCGAUAGCGACGGUUGGUUGCGUUCUGGUGACAUUGGAUAUUAUGACGAAGAUAAAAUGUUCUUCAUUGUUGAUCGAUUGAAAGAGUUGAUCAAAUACAAAGCUUUUCAAGUUCCACCAGCCGAGAUUGAAGGUUUGCUUCUAUCAAAUCCGAAAAUCAAAGAUGUUGGAGUGAUUGGAAUUCCUGAUGAAGAAUCAGGUGAACUUCCAUUCGCUUUUGUUGUCAAACAACCUGGAGAAACUCUCACGGAACAAGAGGUCAUUGAUUUUGUAGCUGAGAAUGCAAGCAAAGCAAAAUGGCUUCGUGGUGGAGCGAAAUUCAUCGAUGCAAUCCCAAAAAAUCCAAUUUCUCUUACUCAUUUGCGCUGUAAACAACUCAGAGUUUCUUUUGAAAUGGAUGUUAAAAGUGAUCCGAAUAUAAUUUAUGGCGGAGAUAUAGAAAUUCCCGAAGACGAAGAAGAGAUUGAUUAUGCUUCUCUUGGAGAUCAAAUUGUUUCCGAUUUCAAACUUGGAUUUAACAGAACAUCAUUUAUCAAUGGCGUAACAAAUGAAAUUUGGACUUUUCGUGAUCAACUUGAGCAAAGCACAAUCAUAGCUCGAACUCUCUUUGGUGCAGGUUUUCGUCAAAACGAUGUGAUUUCAAUUAUAUCUGAGAAUCGUCAUGAAUUUCCUGCCAUUGCUUUCGGUGCCUUUUAUUUAAACGCAAUUGUUGCGCCUUUGAACACAACAUACACAGAACGUGAACUAAAACAUGCUCUCCAAUUGUCGAAACCAAAGUUCGUAUUCGUAUCACCUUUUGCCGCUAAACGAGUGAUUGCAGCCUGUAGGAAAUUAAAAUUCGUGAAGAAUGUGAUUCUUAUUGGCGAUGGAGUCAAGGGUGACAGUUUCGCAAUUCCCCUUAAAGAUCUCAUCAGGAAGUAUGAAAAGAUCGAUUUUAAAGUUGAAGAUUUCACGACCAAAAAGAUGAACACGAGAGAACAAAUUGCUUUAAUUGUUUGUUCAUCAGGAACGACUGGAAUGCCCAAAGGUGUUUCAAUCACACAACAAAACAUGAUGACAACAUUUAGAAUCUAUCGAGAAGCAUUUAAACUCGGAAAAAUGAUUAACCCCGAUGGAACUAUUGUGUUAAAUGUUGCCCCAUGGUUUCAUGCAAUGGGCUUCGUUUCGAUGUUUCUUGUAGCAUGUUCAAGGGAAACAGUUUUCAUUUUUCUCCCUAAAUUUGAAGAAGAACGUUUUCUACAAGUCAUUGAGAAAUACAAAAUCAACACUUUGACUGUCGUGCCACCAGUUUGUGUCUUUCUGGCUAAAAGUCCACUAGUUGACAAAUAUGACAUUUCAAGUGUUAAAGUGAUUGGAUGUGGAGCAGCAGCACUUUCUAAAGAAGUCGAUGAAAAGGUUUGCGAAAGAUUAAAUGUUGUAAUUCGUCAAGGAUAUGGCAUGUCGGAAACAACAAUGGGAACUAUGGGUACGAAUGCUUUAGUUAAACCUGGAUCGGUUGGUCAAGCAUUAAAAGGAGUUUAUGUGAAAGUUAUUGAUGAGAAUGGAAAAACUUUGGGACCAAAUCAACCUGGCGAACUUUGCUUCAAAGGAGAUGUUUUGAUGAAAGGCUAUGUGGAUGAUCCGAAAGCAACCAGUCAGACAAUCGAUAGCGACGGUUGGUUGCAUUCUGGUGACAUUGGAUAUUAUGACGAAGAUCAAAUGUUUUAUAUCGUUGAUCGAUUAAAAGAGUUGAUCAAAUACAAAGCUUCACAAGUUCCACCAGCUGAGAUUGAAGGUUUGCUUCUAUCAAAUCCGAAAAUCAAAGAUGUUGGAGUGAUUGGAAUUCCUGAUGAAGAAUCAGGUGAACUUCCAUUCGCUUUUGUUGUCAAACAACCUGGAGAAACUCUCACGGAACAAGAGGUCAUUGAUUUUGUAGCUGAGAAUGCAAGCAAAGCAAAAUGGCUUCGUGGUGGUGUGAAAUUCAUCGAUAAUAUUCCAAGAAAUCCAAGUGGAAAACUCUUACGACGAGAAAUGCGUUUAAUGUACAAAAAUUCGAAAUCAAAAUUGUAAAAAUUGACGAUUCAAAUUUGUAUAAGGUGUUGGGAAUGAAUUUUAUUAUAAAGAUUUCUUAUCAAAACAUUUAUGUUUUAAUUUUCUUUUUCUUGGGCUUGAGAGGCACAGGAACUUUAAAUACAGUCGAACACGUUGUGCAGAUUGGAGAAAACUUGCAAAAUAUGGAUAAACAAACGGAACAGACGAAACCAAUGUCAAUCAGCUCUCGAUGGCAAAAACAAGCAGC